Messenger RNA from Acanthosepion pharaonis, 750 nucleotides. The record is from the annotation of a GenBank genome assembly. Lineage: Eukaryota; Metazoa; Mollusca; Cephalopoda; Sepiida; Sepiidae.
AUGUUUCGUUUACUUUUUCGUCUAUUCAUUUCCUUUAUUCACUGUUUUAUUUAUUUGCUUUAUCUUCCCUUUUCCUGUCAUUACCCACUCUUCUUUCUUUCUUUCUUUCUUUCUUUCUUUCUUUCUUUCUUUCUUUCCCUUUUCUUUCAACUUUAUAAAAAUAAUGACAUUUCAUUCCGAUCAAAAUUUUGUUUGCUUGUUUCCAUGCUUUUUGUUUUUUUUCUUUCUUUCUGCUUGUCUAUCUUUGCCAUUCUUUUUCUUUCCUUUUUUCUUUCUUUCUUUCUUUCUUUCUUUUUUUCUUUCUUUCUUUCUUUCUUUCUUUCUUUCUAUCUGCCUUUCUCUUUUGUUUCCUCGCUUGUUCUUCUUUUUCUUUUCCUUCUUUCCGAUUUCUUUUCAAAUCUCUUUUUUCGACUAUGUUCUUUACAAUUGUUAACGUCGUGUAAUAUCUAUCUAUCUAUCUAUCUAUCUAUCUAUCUAUCUAUCUAUCUAUCUAUCUAUCAUUUCCUAACCUUCAAACAGACACAAACACACAAACAUAUAUGCAUAUAUGGAAGUAUAUCUUUAUUUUUCUUUUUCCCUUUUAUUCUAUCAGAGUAUUUGCCUGCAUCACUGUUCGUCUGGCCUUCUUCUUUUGCACCGGAAUUACUGACCUUUCCGUUACAUUCAAAUAUUUAUUGUGCUGCAAUGCUAUUUUCUGUUACAAGCACACACAUAUUUCUUUCUAUCUAUCUAUCUAUCUAUCUAUCUUAA